AUGUAUAUCGGGCCAUGGCAGGAGCUCAAACUUGCGAGAGUGCUGGCACUGCAACGCACGCUCGAGAAGGUCAACAAGCAAGAGAAGGAUGACGAAGCGCACCGCACCGACAAGCCUGCCCGAAGCGGCCUCCUGCCGCCGCUCCCCAAUCCCCCUGCACGCGAUGCCGCCAUGCCCAUGCGCCCGCCCUACAUCAUGGACUUCGGCAAUGAGCCAUCCGACCCGCUUGUCAGAAGGUUUCUGCCUGGUGCGGCGGCGGGCAUCCCCGAGAACACCUACAGCCUGCACGACACCGCAUCGGCCAAGGCCAGUGCAGCGCGAUUGGAGAAGGCCCACGUCAAGCUGGAGCAGUGUUACCAGCAGUGCUCGCGCAUCGUCAACAUGGCCAGCACCAUUGUGCAUCGGCAGAAGAGGACCGUGAGGAAGGCGCAUGAGGCGGCAUCGCAUUGCCCAUCGGUUGCGCACACGUCGGUGCCGAGCGGGGCGAGGACGCCUCAGUCGGUUGGGGCUGACCACGAGAGGCUACGAGACAGGGCCGGGAUAACGUCACGUAAGAAGCCGCUGAGGAGGACGAGGAAUGAUCCCACGACCACGCCGGUGAAAAAGAAGCUGACGGAGCAUCAGAAGAGGGUCAAGCAGUGGCAGCGAGUGUUCAGUGACCAGCAGGGGCACGGAGGAAAGGAAGUUCCUCUCUCUCCCGGUACCUCUAUCCCCACUCUGUCUCCGGCAGCCCAGAAGCCUCCCCUCUAUCCCAAGCCCAGCCCAGCCAGACAGCCACCUGCCAGAGAGCCUGCAAUGGACUCCCCACAAUCGGAGAUGAAGAAGAGGCUGUCGUUUUCUUUCACACCCGAGAGAUCGCGCUUGGCAGAGGCGGGGCGGGCUGUUGUGACAAACGGUGUCUCGUCGUCUCGGCAGAAGACCCCCUGUUUCGCUUCUCUCGACGCGCCUUCGCCGUCAAGCCGGCCGGCCUCACCCACAUCGAAAGAGAUCAGGGAGGCCUUCCAGGCGGCAAGGAGCCUGCUUGAGAAGAAGGAACCACCUGACAGCCAUCCAGCGCCUGCCCCUGAACCCGCCCCCGCCCCUCCCCAGGAGCAGCCUGCUGAGACACGGCCAUUGAAGAGCCGUGGCAGCUGCAGCAAUAGCAGUGAUGAUCGCAUGGUGGAGCGGGGCAGCGGCAGGCCAACAGAGAGACGGCAGUGGACGGUGAAUAUGAUCCACACCGCCUCCACAAGGGAGACAGACUACGCCGCUACAUCGCAUGACGGCACAUCGAGACAGUCGUCGACCGACACGAUGAACGGGAAUGGGAACGGUGUGCUGAACGGGAGUGGGGAUGCUAUGGGUGAGUCUGAGAGCGGUGAAAAGGGAGUAGAUGAGGGUGAGUGGUGUGAGCUCGAGGACGAUCUGAUUUCCUGGGCACAAAGACUUCCUUGCGCGUAGUUCCCUUGCUGACCGAGCUGGGGGGUUUCUUCAAUUUCUUUCCUAUUUCGUUCCACGGUUCCAUGAU
Molecule: messenger RNA, 1507 nt
Organism: Vitrella brassicaformis
Lineage: Eukaryota; Vitrellaceae
Source: the annotation of a GenBank genome assembly